GGCGGCGGCCAGGACGGCCCCCAGCUCCAGGCCCCUCCCGCGAGGGCCGGGUCCCAAAACCAAUAUACAGAUAUUUUUUUAUCUCAGAACGGCCAAAUCUCUGAAGUGUGCGUGGGGCGGGUGACACGAAUAUACGCACAGAUGUGAAGGCUGCUUAUUGUGUAACGCACACGCCAUCAGGCCGCUCUUGCGCGGCUCACGCCCCUGCGCGACGAACAAGCGGGCCGCCUCGCCGCGCGCCGGCCCGGCGCCCCAGUUCGCAGCGGGUCUGUGGGUCGGUCGGCGUCGCGCGGGGGCGGGGGAGCGCGCGGGGGCGCGUGCGUGCGAACGUCCGGGAGCGCGCGCGCCGCCGCCGCCGCCGUUUGGAGCAGCCGAGGCCGGUAGUGGAGUUUGAGUGCGAUGGCCCAGCCGCAAGGCCUGCAGGCGGCGGCUUUCACGAUCGAGGCGUCCAUCCGCUCUUCGUCAUGAGAGAAACAUCAGUCUGGACUCAGGCCCUGCCAGUGCCCUCUGUCCUCCCUACGUUCAUGGACACACCAUCCAGCUGCUCACAUUCGGACCAGAGUCCGAAAUCUCCAGCAAUCAGGACUCCCCAAGUAUCCCUGUUUUGAAGGCACUUAGUAUUUUCUGAUCUUUGAUUUUUAGGAGACAGAACUCUGACACAAAGAAAUCUGAACCACAGGAAAAGUAUUCAAGGGUCAUGCAAGCCAACUUUAGCCAACCACAUAGUCCUUUAGGAGCUCCAGGCAGUGAGGCUGCCUCUGCCUCCCACUGUGUCCAUACAAGAUUGGCUGGAGAAGGUUCUUGUCUUCAUUCUGGAGAUGUUCAUAUCCAGAUAAACUCUAUACCUAAAGAAUAUGCUGAAAACUCAAGCUCCAGAAAUGUAAGGUCAGGUGUCCAUAGCUGUACCCAUGGAUGUGUACAUGGUCGAUUACGGAGUCACUCCCACAGUGAAGCAAGGCAGCCUGAAGAUAUGGUCAUGGAGUCUGGAGAUCAUAGUAGUAGUUCCCUGAACUCAGAAUUCCGUUAUCUCUUCAAGUGGCUGCAAAAAAGUCUUCCAUAUAUUUUGAUUCUGAGUGUCAAACUUGUAAUGCAGCAUAUAACAGGAAUUUCUCUUGGAAUUGGACUGUUUACAACUUUUAUGUAUGCAAACAAAAGCAUUGUAAAUCAGGUUUUCCUAAGAGAAAGGCGCUCAAAAAUUCAGUGUGCUUGGUUACUGGUAUUCUUAGCAGGAUCUUCUGUCCUUUUAUAUUACACUUUUCAGUCUCAAUCACUUUACUACAGCUUAAUUUUUUUAAAUCCUACUUUGGACUAUUCAAGCUUCUGGGAAGUACUUUGGGUAAUUGGAAUUACAGAUUUCAUUCUGAAAUUUCUUUUCAUGGGCUUAAAAUGCCUUAUUUUACUGGUGCCUUCUUUCAUCAUGCCUUUUAAAUCCAAGGGUUACUGGUAUAUGCUUUUAGAAGAAUUAUGUCAGUAUUACCGAACUUUUGUUCCUAUACCAGUUUGGUUUCGUUACCUGAUAAGCUAUGGGGAGUUUGGUAGUGCAACUAAGUGGAGUCUUGGAAUAUUGCUGGCUUUGCUCUACCUCAUAUUAAAACUUUUGGACUGUUUUGGACAUCUACGAGCUUUCAGACGGGUUUUGCAUAUAUUUUUUACACGACCAAGUUACGGGCUAACUGCCAGCAAGAGACAGUGUUCAGAUGUGGAUGAUAUUUGUUCAAUAUGUCAAGCUGAAUUUCAAAAGCCAAUUCUUCUCAUCUGUCAGCAUAUAUUUUGUGAAGAGUGCAUUACCAUGUGGUUUAACAGAGAAAAAACAUGUCCACUGUGCAGAACUGUGAUUUCAGAACAUAUAAAUAAAUGGAAAGAUGGAGCUACUUCGUCACACCUUCAGAUAUAUUAAGUUGUGGCCAUAAAACACUGUUUUCAUUUGCUUACAUACAGUGACUAUUUGAUAAAGCCAUCAGAAUGCAUUUUCAGGGCUAGAAGAAAAGCAUUUCUCUCACAUUUAUUCUAGAAGUCCAAUGCGCUAUCCAUUGCGCCACAGAGCCCUGCUCGCAUUUCUAAAUUGUUUUAGAAUGUUAAAGACUUAAGUGUGUAGUCACUUUAUCAAAAGAUUAAAGAACUGUUUUAAAGCAUACCAGUAAUGUUCAACCUGAUGCAUAUGUAAACUUUUAUUCUAAUUAUUUCACAUGCUUGCUGUGUUAAAUUGUAAAUGUUAUUUUCCUGUUAAUGUAACCAAAUGGCAAUUGAUUAACUAGAACUAGUGGUUUCAGAUGAACUCAGGUAUUCUUUCCUGACACUGUUUCCAGAACAAAGACUAUUUUUUGUAUUUCAAGACACAUCUGAAAGUUUUCUUUAGCAUCAACUUUUAUAAUUCCCACUCUAAAAAUCCUUAAAAUUUUCAUAAAAAUUUGUAUUUUUUAAAAUGAACAUUCUAAAUGCUAUAUUUUACCUGUAACAAUCAGAUUUUCUAAGUAAAGAUUAAUUUACUGUGAUAUAUUUUUAAUAGUCUUUGUAGUAUGAUAAGCAACCUAUGAGAACAGAUGAUUUAAAUUCAUUUUAUCUAUGAACUUCAAAAAAGCUGCCAGCUUUGAGUGCUUUUUGUAUAGUGCCAUGGACUACCUUGAAGUAAUUAAAAUUCACAUGAAUUAUAAA
This is a messenger RNA of Erinaceus europaeus (western European hedgehog), 2652 nucleotides long. It is a transcript of the gene RNFT1, whose product is annotated as ring finger protein, transmembrane 1. Gene Ontology annotation, cellular component: endoplasmic reticulum. Gene Ontology annotation, biological process: positive regulation of ERAD pathway. The record is from RefSeq and is a predicted model, not a curated record. The transcript has 10 exons. Lineage: Eukaryota; Metazoa; Chordata; Mammalia; Eulipotyphla; Erinaceidae. The coding region runs from base 698 to 1897 and encodes 399 amino acids. Gene Ontology annotation, molecular function: ubiquitin protein ligase activity.